Molecule: messenger RNA, 606 nt
Organism: Paraglomus occultum
Lineage: Eukaryota; Fungi; Glomeromycota; Glomeromycetes; Paraglomerales; Paraglomeraceae
Source: the annotation of a GenBank genome assembly
AUGAGCAUAUCACAGAAAAUAGCAAAGUCAGUCAUAAAAAAGUCGUUACGAUCGAACAUUAGGGAAGGUCAAGAUUCAAAAACACAGACCGAAAGUUCCGAUGCUUUUCAACAAGGACCUAGUAAUAGUGCCCACAUACUGAUGAACAAAAGAGACAAAAAGAACAAAUGGAAUAUUCCGCCUGGAUUGACAAAGAACGAAGCGCAAGUACUAAAGGUUGUCAAGAAACGAGCGCGAUUAUAUGAUACAAAUUUCUGCUCGUGUUGUUGUUGUAACGUGGGCCUGGAGCCCGUCCUUGGAUUGAUUCCCGUAAUUGGAGAUUUUGUUGGAGUGUUUCUUGCCUUAAUGUUGGUUAAUACUGCAAAAAAGGCUGACUUACCGCAGAUGGUAGUGAGCAAGAUGCUGGUGAACGUUUGGAUAGACUUUUUGCUAGGAUUGAUUCCAUUUGUGGGAGACUUAUUUGACUUCUUUUACAAAUGUAAUACCCGGAAUGCAAUUAUUCUACACACAUUUCUUGAGAAUAGGGCAAAGAACAGGUCUCUCGUCGAAGAGGGAACAGUCGAGAUUAUUGCUCCUAGAUACCCAGAAACGUCUGUCGUACGAUGA